Molecule: messenger RNA, 1698 nt
Organism: Enterobius vermicularis (human pinworm)
Lineage: Eukaryota; Metazoa; Nematoda; Chromadorea; Rhabditida; Oxyuridae
Source: the annotation of a GenBank genome assembly
AUGCUAGAAGGUCCUAAAGUGCUGUUUCGAUUUGCCGUUGCCCUGUUUUCAAUGUAUGAAGAGGAACUACUUCAGCGGACCGAUACCAUUGCCGUCAUGAAGGUUCUCAAGGCGUCUGUUCGGUUGACAUUUGACUAUCAGGAGUUGUUUAGAAAGGCAUUUGAUCCGACGAUGACAUUCCCAUCGCGCGAUUAUCUAAAGCGAAAGCAAAAAGAAUAUAUGACGCUACUGCGUGCCAAGUUGGACAAACGGAAAAGGAUCUGCCAAGAAUUUUUAGCUAGCUCCAUUUCACAUGGAAGCGAAAAAUUGGUUGCCGAUAAUGUGGUAUUCUGUGUUGAACAACCGAACAAAGGAUUUUUGGCCUAUGGUCACCAAAGAGUCGGCUAUGUUGGUCAGAUUACAAUUACCGCAAAAACCACAGAACUACAAAAGCUUGAUGUUUCCUUUGACUGUCGUAUAUUAUCGUUGACGGCAGCAAAUGAGAAUGCUAUAUUUUUAUCGCUGUUGUCAGGCACCAUAGUAUCUCUACGUUCCAAACGGGAUAAGCAAUUCGAAAUUGCUUGGGAACUAAAAACCGAAAAUAUUGCACUAAAAAUACAGUAUUAUAAAGAACGACUUAUUAUUGCUUCAGCUAAUGGGUCACUUACUGUUAUUGAGAACGUAUUGGAAUCGGAUUCCAAUGAACUCGAAUUAUUCAACUUACCAGUUGGUGCAGCACCAAUUUCUGAUAUGGUUAUCGUCGAUAAUGUUUUAUGGGUUGCUUUGGCGUGCAAAAUUGUUGCGCUAGCAGCAAACACACUGUCGACGCUAAGAAGUAUUUACAUAGCAUCGUCGAUCAGCGGUAUGAGUAUGGCAAUGUUUGAAAAAAUUCGUUGCUUGGCACCGUCACCAUUAGGAAUUUGGACUGUUACUGUAAACUCAACUUUAAUACAGCUAUGGAAAGAUUCUGAUUGCUUGUUUCUUUACGACAUCUCUUACGACCAUUUACAUCGAACACCAAGCUUGUCAGAAACAAAUGAUAAAGUUGAAGUUCAAAUAACAGCUUUGUUGUUUGUACAUGAACAACUUUGGGUUGGCACAAAUGAUGGACAUAUUUUUAUCUAUUCUGUUUGUAAAGCUGAAAAAUCGAAUGAAAUGGAUACCUCAGAGACUCAGCUAAAAUAUCCCUCUGGACAGCGGUUCUGGUUACAGUAUGGCUUGGAUAAUAGCUUAGCACCACCAGUUGCUUGCUAUAUUCCGACAACAAACGAAGCCGAAUGUGACGAGCAGAAUAGCGUAGCUGAAUUUUCUUGCCGUAAACGUGGUGGUCGAAAAAUUUCUGUUUCUCGUCAGCUGAACAGCAAACAAUUUUUUGGUAGUACUCCAAAUAUGAUGAUGUUUUCUUCUGCACUUCUAGACUUUGAAGAAUUCCCUCAACAAGAGAGCACCGAUUCUGCUGUAUCAGUUUUUUCGAUUGAUGACGUCGUUGACGGACCUUCAGCAACGGAGUUAUCUCCGCUUAGUGGGCGCUAUCCAGGCGACGAGCAACUAUUUAGCUUUGAUGAACCAAAACUGAAGAGAAAAGAUCUUGAUUUUGAAAAUACAUUUAGUAAACCAAACUGUCGAAAAGGUGUAAGAGCUGUAGAUAUAUCAAUUACACUGGAAAUGAAGAUGAAAGUGGCCGAUAAAGCAGUCAAAUGUGUAUCGUCAACGAGGUAA